AUGGAAGUGAAAGAUGCAUUUGUACAGUUAAUGCUUGUUAUUGUUCGAUGGAUCAAAUUAAAAUUAAAAUCUUUUGUUCACUAUAUACGUAAAUUAUUUAUCAUUGAAAAUCGUCUUAUAUCUAAUCGUGUGGUUUGUAAUAAUCAUGUUCAAAUAAUUAACAGUAAAAUUCCUACAACGGAUGAACAUGCCUAUAUUCAUCGUCUCGAACUAUAUCGUUCGUCAGUCUAUUGGAAUUAUAGGCGAACAUUUACUGAAUCACUUAUGGAACCAUCAAUUGUUUUGGAUAAUUUUUUAUUUCUUGGUACAAUUCAUCAAGCAUCAAAUUUAAAAUUAUUAAAUUUACUCGAUAUUCGUCAUAUACUUAAUGUUAGUGAUUGGAAAUUAAAUCAGUUUGUUUUAAAUAAAUACAAUUGUACACAAAUAAGAAUAUUAGAUUCAUUAGAUCAAGAUAUUCGACAACAUUUUGAUCAGACAAAUCAAUUAUUACAUUCAUAUUUUCAUAAGAAUGAAAAAGUGUUGGUGAAUUGUGCUGCCGGUAUAUCUCGAUCAGCAACAAUUGUUUUAGCCUAUCUAAUGAAAUAUCAUCAUAACACAUUGGAACAGGCAUAUCGAUUUCUAGUUGAUAAACGUCCAAUUAUUGGUCCUAAUAAUUAUUUUAUGUUACAACUGAUCCGAUAUGAAAAAGAGUUAAUCGAUACAAAAGAAAUUAAUUUCAAAAAUAAUAAUUACGAGAUAAAUCCAUCAAAAACGGUAGAAAAAAUAAAAAAAACUUGA
Messenger RNA from Didymodactylos carnosus, 777 nucleotides. The record is from the annotation of a GenBank genome assembly. NCBI's taxonomy places the organism in Eukaryota, Metazoa, Rotifera, Eurotatoria, Philodinida, Philodinidae.